UCAAGGCGAGUAAUAGCGACCAAUCAUCAAGCCAUUACAGGGCUUCACUGGAAGCUGUUUAUGUGAUAUCAGCUCUAAUUAGCUCAUGAACUAACAAAUCGUUUGCACAACUUUCCAGCCGUGUGAUAAAGUGACCGCAUAGAUGGAUUGUCCCUGGACUAUGUGGCCACAUCGUUUCUAAAGUGUUCGCGGACCAACUUUUAAUGUACGCGUCCUUAAUCUCAGCAGUAAUACUUUUCUUUUUGGGGGGGAGUGUCGCACAACUGCCCGUUUCUCUUUCUCUCACUCUCUUGCACUGAGGAUAUACUGACUGGCAAAAAACCAUGUUUCAGCCUACACCUAAGCGAUGUUUUACCAUUGAAUCUCUGGUAGCCAAGGACAGUCCACUGCCUGCAUCGAGAUCAGAGGAACCUAUAAGGCCAGCCGCCCUCAGCUAUGCGAACUCUAGCCCCGUGAAUCCAUUCCUGAACGGCUUUCCUACCAGCGGCAGGGCGAUCUACUCCAAUCCGGAGCUGGUGUUCGCUGACGCGGUCUCUCACCAAACCAACUCGGCGGUACCGGUUCACCCAGUCCCUCCACAUGCUUUAGCAGCUCACCCUCUGCAGUCGUCCCAUUCUCCACAUCCCUUAUUUGCAUCGCAACAAAGAGACCCUUCGAGUUUCUAUCCAUGGCUAAUACACAGGUACAGAUAUCUGGGACACAGGUUUCAAGGAAACGAGACGAGCCCAGAGAGUUUUUUAUUGCACAAUGCACUCGCCAGAAAGCCCAAGCGCAUCCGAACGGCCUUCUCGCCGUCUCAGUUGCUAAGGCUGGAGCACGCCUUCGAGAAAAAUCACUACGUAGUGGGAGCAGAACGGAAACAACUGGCCCACAGUCUUAGCUUAACAGAAACUCAGGUAAAAGUAUGGUUCCAGAACAGAAGAACGAAAUUUAAACGGCAGAAGUUGGAAGAGGAGGGGACAGAUGCACAGCAGAAGAAGAAGGGGACCCACCAUGUCAAUCGAUGGAGACUUGCGACUAAACAGGCCAGUCCUGAGGAGAUCGAUGUCACCUCGGACGAUUAGAACUGGAAACAAAACCUAUGUCAAACUAUAGUGUUACUUUCAAAACAGCAGAGUUGCUGAUGUAGAAAAUGGGAAAAUAAAAAUACUUCAUCCAAAAUGCAAUUCCUGUGACGAGGCAGCUGAGGUAAGGAGAGGUCCAAGAGGUGGCACUACGCGCUGUCCAGAGGCAGCGAUCAAUCAACUCCGGGCAAGAUGAUUGACAAGCGGACUUUAAUGUAAGGCAGUUCGCUUUUACGCGAACUCCUAAUCCAAUUCCGGACUUUUUGCACUUCCGAAUUCAAAUUAUAAAGAACUGAAUGGAACAAAAUAUCUAAAAUCCACACCUGUUUCACAAACUUGAAUUGCAUGUGAGCCGAUCGUGAAAAGAUGGAUUAUUAUAAAUUCAAAAAUGCGGGACUAAUUUUUUUUAAUUUUUUCUUAUUUGCUUUAAGAAAGGUUCUGUCAGCUGUGUGCUUUUUACAGAGAAAAAUUACUGUUAAAAAAAUCCCUGUUAAAUAAUUAUACCUUCUGGCGUCGAUGUGAUUGUGUACAGCUUUCAGGUAGAAGUGCUGCGUUUUAAUGUUCACAAAACCAAUAAACAAAGUUAGACAUCUUUGGAUUAACAAAACAAAAAAAAAACAUUUUGAUCACAAUUUCAGUACUUUAUUUAAAAUAAGAAAACUUUUUUUAAUUAAAAGAGAAUUCCCGAGUUUUCUUUGUUCAUCAGUCUGAAGCGAAAUGAGAAUUCCCGUGAGGUGACCUGGUUUGGCUGAGCUUGCUUGCAAGUUGCUACAGAAGAUUAGGAGUAAAAUCAUUAUCCAUCUCUGGGCGGCUGUGGUCAACGAAGCACUGAGCCUGUUAAUGCGUGUGUAUUGCGACACUAAAGUGAAAGAUGUCUCUGUAAUGUCUUCUAUCGAAUGUAAAUACUUGUGUUCGUUGAGUUUGUUGCAAUUCUAACACAUUAUACUUCCAAGAAGUAUGUCAUUGUCAUAUAUUGUCAAUAAAGAUUUAUCCAUUCGCUGCUCAGAAUAAUCAAAUUAGUGGACAUGUAUGGGUUUUGUUCGAUUCAAAAUGACCCAACUCUGCCCAUAAUAUUGUCAGUGUUUUGUAAUCUAUUUAACUCGAUUGACAUUAUUGAAUCAAUUAACCCUUUGAAUUCUCAGUUUCUGACCCAUUUCAGAACGCGGGCCUUUCUUCCCACCAAUUACAUUCGCAAAGAUGCAAUCCCUAUCGUGCUAGAUAUUAUAUUAAGAGACCAAUUAGUGCGGCUGAUGCUAGAUAAUUAGUUGCUAUUAUUUUGAUUUGCAUGUAUUGAGAAGUGAAAUUGUAUAUUUGAGAUAGAAAAUUUGAAGGGUUUUCUGGCGAUUAAGUUAUUAAAUCAAUGUCUACAUGAUCGGGUGGAUUCCAACUUUUCAUUGUUUUGACAUUUUUUCCUGUUCAUGCUUUUUCUGUCAUCAUAUCAGAAAAGAUAGAGGUGCACGAACAAAUUAAUUUGUCGGCGCUUGACAUGCUCGAAACUGUACCGUGCAAGAGAGAGAAUAGAAUUUUAUUAAUUUAAUUGAAAUAGCAAUUAAUACUGUAGCAUUUGAACUGUUUGUAACCAGCUCUUGACUACAAAACGGGUUUCUGAGGCAGGCAAUGUUUUUCAUGGUUCAUUUACCUUUCAUCCUGAUAGGCUGCAUUAAUCAGUUUUAUUUCCAUUCACAGAAACCUCGUCUGCCCUGUAUAGCUACAAAGAGUCCUAAAAUCUUUUGUGAAAGUGCAAAUCAGUUUAAGCAAUUAUCAUACCAGGAAUAUGAGGAAAGCGGACGCGGUGCUAUUGGCUCGUUUAAUCUCUUAAUCCAUGAAUAGGGGAAUAGUUUGACAUAACUGCGGACAAUCUCAGUAGUCGUCACACUGUGAUACGGCGCAUUUACAAAGCACAGGAAAAAUAAGAGCUUUGUUUUAACUCGUGUCUUUAAAUUGCACAAUUAAUUACUGUCCACACGCGUCUUCGCAAUGGGGAAACAGGGUUUGUAGAAACUGAUAGCAAUGCAUGCUCUCGAGUGCUAGGGGAGGUAAUAAAAUGCAGCAACGUUAAAGGCUGACCAACAUGAAAUAAGAUAUCUUUACACAUUGAGGACAUUGUUUAAACUAUCUUUAAAUAAAAUGUAUAAUAAAAUGUAAUAUAUUGUUAAAAGUUUGUCUAUGGGAGCUGCCCGUUUGCACUGGAGUUCAUAGCACUGUUCCAAAUAUGUAUCCGAAUAGCUUUGUGGCUCGUGAUACGUGCUUCCCCGCAUGUUUAUCUAAUAUUUAUUUUUCGUUUAUUUAAUGCCAAGUUUCUAGCCGCUGAUAUGUCCUUAUCGUUGAGCCGUUCUGAUCAGCAAUAUGCCGAUGAUUCUAUAGUUCUUUAGUAUAAAGCUUCGCACCUAACAGCGUGGUCGUUUUUGUAAAUGGUUUCCCAUCUGGAUCGGGCAAAACAGAGCUCCGUCUUGCGCUGUACAUAUACUUAGCAGGAAGAACGUAAAGCGUCCUGCGCAGAAACAGCAAUAAAUCUUUUGAGAAUACCAUUAGCUUUGAAAAACCUAAAAGCUUUAUUACAAACCGAUCUUUGAAAAUAGGGGAUUAGGAGGCUGAAAAGGUUCCACAAUACUUAGAAGAAAAGGUUUCAUGCUAAUGAGGUUAAUGCCCUUUGUAUCGCAGGACUACACAACUUCAUUACCCACUAUCUCAGCGUACACCAAGCGGCGCUGAGGACCCAACUGCCGCUGAAUACACAUGAGCUUUCCCUGACCGGCUAAAGAAGGGUUUUAUACCAGGUCUGUUCAAACUAGAUAAUUAUAUCUUUUCAAGUCGGAAUUAAGAUAAAUAACUGGAGGAUAGGCGGCUCGCCUUGAUCCUUGGAACCAAAUUCGGCGCACUUUUCCUAAGCAUCAAACAGUCACAGGGCAGUUAUCUCAUUAGAAGUUUCUCUACCUUGCACGGCUGAUUCCAUUUACUCAUUCAAAAAGAACAGCCUCUCUUAAAAUAAAACUGUGUACUAAUUAUACACCAUGAUUUAGAUUUUUCAAAAAUUAAAAUGUUACCAAUAUACCUUUCCUGGUCAUUAUUUCCCGUGUGUUUCAGACUGUGAAAUUCAUUGCACAGAGAAACUCUUGGUAAUAAAAGGCCGUAAUUCUUAAUCCCCCUGGUAUUGUUCAUUGUGUGUUGUUGUGUUAAACCCAUCUUUUAUUGUGCAGACAUAGGAUUAAUAUUUUCAUUAAAAUAUCAAAGAAAAAGAAUUGGUCUGGUUGGGGUUGUUAAUCGAACGGCAGAAAUUUCACUAUAGUUACGGUAGAAGUGAGAGGCGAGAUUUUUAAAAAUGCAUCUAUAUCUUUAUCGAUCUGUAUGUGUCCAUAAGCUGCCGCUCAGUCAGCAGCAUACCUGUUAUAAUUCUGUACCUGCUCUCUAGAGUGCGUCCUUUUCGUUUAUCCAGGUGGUUUCCUAAUUGCAUUAGAUGUCCAUUUGAGGAUCUAAGCGAGAAUGCUCCAGUUUGCAGUAAUGUACUAAAGGUCUAUUUACCGAAUUCAAGAGUGAACUGGGCGAGAUAUUAAAGUUCAUGAAAACACCACUGUUAUAUUACUAUCUACUUAAGAUUGACUAAGAAAUUCGCCUUGUCGUAUUUGCUAAUGGUGAAGGUAAGGGUUCCUCUAUAUUCGCUGCCUAUUAUAAUGGGAGUGUGGAGCGAGAUACUGGUUCUCAAAUUGGAUGUAAAUUGUUUAUUUGAUGAAUUAAAACUUCUAAAAAUUGA
Hypanus sabinus (Atlantic stingray) is the source of this 4812-nucleotide messenger RNA. RefSeq names its product empty spiracles homeobox 2 (gene emx2). NCBI's taxonomy places the organism in Eukaryota, Metazoa, Chordata, Chondrichthyes, Myliobatiformes, Dasyatidae. Gene Ontology annotation, molecular function: DNA-binding transcription factor activity, RNA polymerase II-specific; DNA binding. The transcript has 3 exons. The record is from RefSeq and is a predicted model, not a curated record. The coding region runs from base 324 to 1064 and encodes 246 amino acids. Gene Ontology annotation, biological process: neuron differentiation; brain development; regulation of DNA-templated transcription.